Messenger RNA from Schistocerca gregaria, 7253 nucleotides. RefSeq names its product cholinesterase (gene Gli). The transcript has 13 exons. Gene Ontology annotation, cellular component: tricellular tight junction; septate junction; cell surface. Bases 384 to 2951 code for a protein of 855 amino acids. Lineage: Eukaryota; Metazoa; Arthropoda; Insecta; Orthoptera; Acrididae. The record is from RefSeq and is a predicted model, not a curated record.
AAACGGCAGGUAGCGCUACCAGGUGAACGUUAGCGAAAACGUUUCAAGGACGAGCCUGGCGUUCAGUACAAUUCAAACCAGUGCUAGGGAUGGCUGUUCUUUAAAUAGACGGGCGUGGAACAGCCGUCAAUAGCUACCUUGCGAUGAGGUUGGUGCAAGUGCUUUCGUACCUACGUGUCACGCAUACGUUUACGUAAACUUUCUUGUAAAUGACAGUAGUAGACUGAUGACACGUUGAGGAGUGGGUCGACAUCUGUUUAUCGCGCGUGGGUUGUCGCAGGUGCUGACAGCGUCCAUGUGCGGUAGUCACAUGCAUACAGACGAACGCGCGUGUUUUGUGUGAGGGCGUUGCCCUGGAUACGAAGACAACGGUGGCGUCGAAAAUGGCGGCGACCGCGCUGAAGACGCCGUUGUUGUUGACAUUGUUGUCAGCGUUGUCAGCGCAGUUCGCUUUGUGUCAACAAGUGCCAGGUGGUGGCUACUACAAUAGGGACGGAGUGUUCGUACCACCGACCCCCGGGGACCCCAACUACAGGACUUACGUGCUCAAUGGUCGUCGCUAUGGUCUCAGCCAGCCGCCUCCCGAGUCGGCGUACGGCUACGACAGGAACAGGCCGGGCUUCGAAGACAGAUACCGGUACCAGCAGGACAACAAUGGCGUGCCGCUGCCGGGCGUGCUGGCGGGCUGGCGCCCGGACCUGCAGGGCAGGGAGCGCGCCGACUCGCGGCAGCUGGAGCGCGACGUGCUGGUGGAGACGAGCUACGGCCAGGUGCAGGGCUUCCGCGUCUACCUGUACGACAACCCGCUGCCCGAGUCGGGCUUCUGGCCCGGGCAGACGCCCGUGGAGCGCGUGCAGGCUAGCGUCUCCGUCUUCCUCGGCGUCCCGUACGCCAUGCCGCCCGUCAACGAGGGACGCUUCAAGCCACCAAGAGCACAUCGAGGCUGGCAACUUAUACAAGCUGUGGACUUUGGCCCUGCUUGCCCACAGCCAAUACAGUACAUAGGAGCAACAAAAGGAAUUCGCGACAUGGAUGAAGACUGCCUGUACUUAAAUAUAUAUUCACCAACAACAGCAUCAGGGAGAGCCCAGCCUUUUCCUGUUAUGGUUUAUAUACAUGGUGGAGAUUUUACCAGUGGUGCCUCAAACUUAUUUCCUGCUCAUAUGAUGGCUGGUUUUUAUGAAGUGGUUGUAGUGACUAUAAAUUACAGACUGGGAGCUUUAGGUUUCUUGAGCACAGGAGAUGAAAACUCACCUGGGAACUAUGGUAUCCUAGAUCAAGCAAUGGCUCUAAAUUGGAUAAAUGACAAUAUCAGGUUCUUCAAUGGAGAUUCUAAAUCAAUCACUCUGUUUGGACCUGGAGCAGGGGCAGCAUCAGCAGGAUUGCUUAUGGUGGCACCCCGCACAAGAAACCUAAUCAGCAAAGUGAUUGCACAGAGUGGCUCUGCAUUGGCUGACUGGGCAUUCACCAUAGACAAAUACAGAGCACAAAACACAAGCCGAGUAUAUGCCCAGCACAUAGGAUGCAGCAUUGAAACAUCAUGGAAACUGGUCAAUUGUUUGAAACAGGGGCGCUCCUACAUUGAUCUUGGAAACAGCAAGUUCCAGCCUCAGGUUGGUACCUUCCCUUGGGCACCGGUAUUGGAUACUAAUUUUACUAUGCCUGGUGACAGCUGGUAUGAGGGUUGGAAAGAAAGAGAUUGGAGAUUUCUCUCAGAAACACCUGAGUCUUUAAUCAAAAGAGGUGAAUUCAAUAAAGGUUUAAGCUACAUGACUGGUGUUACAACCCAAGAAGCAGCAUACAUGAUAUAUGAUAAUGACACUUUAGCACCUUACUAUACUGUGGACAAUCAAUUCUUUGAUCAAAAAAUAAGAGAGUUGGUUUUUCGUUAUAACUACACUUUAAAUCCUGAAGGGAUAUAUCAAGCAAUUAAGUACAUGUACACCUAUUGGCCUGAACCUAACAACACCAAUUAUAUCCGUGAUCGCUAUAUUGAUAUGAUGUCUGAUUUUCUGUACAGAGCACCAACAGAUAAAAUAGUGAAGUUACUUGUUGACAGAAAUGUACCCGUAUAUAUUUAUGUUUUAAACACAACAGUGGAGGCAUUCAAACUUCCUCAGUGGAGAAAAGUACCUCAUAAUAUAGAACACUACUUUCUAACAGGAGCACCUUUUAUGGAUGUUGAAUUCUUUCCAAGAAAACCACGCUUAGAACGCACCAUGUGGACACCAAAUGAUCGAAAUAUGAGCCAUUUCUUCAUGAAAGCUUACACUAAUUUUGCAAGAUAUGGGAACCCAACACAUACACAGAUCGUUGGCCUGCACUUUGACAUGGCUCGUAGUGGCCAGUUGAAGUAUCUCAACCUCAAUACGACAUACAACUCAACAAUCAUGCUCAAUUAUCGACAGACUGAGGCCGCAUUCUGGACUAAUUAUUUACCAACAGUAAUUGGUCGCUUACUUCCGACAUAUCCACCAUACACAGAGUUUUGGUGGGAACCCAAGGAACCACUUCAGAUAGCUUUCUGGAGUGUUUCAGGUGCUUGUCUGUUACUGAUUGUCAUAGUAGUAAUCUGUUGCAUUCUGUGGAGGAAUGCCAAGAGACAAUCUGAUCGUUACUAUGGGGGUGAUAUCAUGCUACGAGAUGAAAUGGGAGACACUCAUGAAGGAAUUGACAACCACAGUGCUACUAAUGUGUAUGAGUAUCGAGAUACACCACCGCCUAAACAAAAACAAAAACAGCAGCUCAAUCACUAUGAACAGAGGAGGAGUGCUAGUACUCCCUCAUUAAGGACUGGCAGUGCAAUAUCAUUGAAAGACUCUAGCAGUUUUACAACCAGCAGUCCAACUGGUGAACCACGAAAAGUUCCAGAACAAAGAAAUACACCUGUUGUUCCAAGGAAGCCGAAAACUCUUUUGGGAGAAGAUGGUGUGCCACAAACACAAGUUUAAAAUGGCAGUGCUACUGAAUUAUAUACGUAUGAUCUCAUAAGAGUUAAAGCCAAUAAUCAUUAGAUGAUUAGAAACAAAGCAGAAAUAUAGUACAAAUGGCAUCUGAUGUUUCUACUGUUAAACUUCACUUCAUUCUUUAGUGAUGUGUGAAGUAUGAGAUAUACAUCAUAUAGGUUUAGUGAAAAGAAACAGUCCUUACAUGUCAUCUGCACAAGUGAAAACUACUAUUCUUUUAGAGUGCCAUACAGAUUUUUGUCAGCUAUGAUGUAUUUUUGUGCAUACUAUUAGUUACUCAAGCUUUCGACAAGAGGCUUUACAUACACGAAGAGUUGGAGUGAUUCCUAUGAACAUAAAGACUGGUUUUGAAAUAUUUUUAAGCCUCAAAUUGUGAACAGUUGGAGUACUCCUGCUAGUUCAUAUUGCAACAGCAUUCCAAUGUAUUGUUGUUCAGCAUAUUUUAACUACCAGAAAACCUGAGCAAUGUCAAAGAAAUUUCAUUCAACUACUACAUAUUAUUUUUGUGAUGCAGCCAUAGAUUCUAUACAGACAUAGUAACAUCUAUACAUUCAUAUUUUUACUUAAAUUUAUGACCCAUUUUCAUAUUCAAUUUUAAGGAUAUUCACUUAGGUGUUGUGAAGAAUUUGCCCUAUACAAUAUCACCAUUUAUAAUCCUUUUCGUAAUGUGUCUCACCAGAAAUAUUUCCUUAUUUUUUGUUUUGAUCCAUUUGGCCCUUAACAUAUAUAGACUCUCAGAUUUAUGUUGGAAGUAGUUGGACUGCUAGUUACCUAACUGUCAUAAAUUUCUAGAGUAUUCAGUUUUUACUUUAAUUUCACAACAGAUCACAUGAAUGCCAGACCCUCUUGGGCUGUAUUCUAUUUCUUAAAAUGUGAGAUAAAGUUGUGCAGGUAGCAUUCACUGGCAUAAUUUGAUAAUAUUUGUCUCUUGAUACAGUUAGACACUCAGAUUUAUGUUGGAAAAAUUUGGACUGCCACCUAGUGAAUAGUGAUAAAUUUCUUGAAUAAUCAGUUUCUUUUACGUUCAACUUCACUAAACGAUACAUUCAGCACUAUCUCAACGUAUUUUACAUUUCAUAAAAUGUGAGACAGAAUUUUGCAAAUAGUGCACACUGUCAUAAUUUGGUGAACUAGUGAACAUUGCACUUUUAUCAGUAUGCAAGGAUAAGAUGUACAGAAAAAAAUUCAUCGCAGUUUGCCUAUUUGUGACAGGAAGCUCUAUUGGCCAAUGUUAACUUGAGAUGAUUACUUCAAAUAAUGGGAACUUAAAAAAAUAACAGUAACUGGUGAAUUGAAAACUAAACCAAAAUAUUUGAAAAAGGAGACUGUAAUACAAGAAAUAAGAGCAGAUGAAAAAAUUAAAAGAUGAAAUACUUUUAAAAAAUAUUUAAUCAUUUAAUAUAACAUUACAUAAACACUCGGAGCUGUUGAUCUGUUUCUCAUUAUGUACUUAUAAUAAAAAGAAAUUCCUUAUCAAGAAUUUCAACAAGUAUUCAGUGCCCAUAACAAACUGUCACUUUAAAUCACACUGAAAUUGCUUUAUUAAUUGAACUUCAAGUAGAUUUUAAUUUUAUGAAAUUGGAGAUGAAAUAAUGAAUAGUCACAGAUCAUCAGUCAUAAUCACAUGUGUUUCAACAAUCUAAGGAAAAGGGUAGACUGCUACUUAGUGUAAAGAUGACACACAGUGAGUGUCAUCUUUAUGGUGUGUGUGUCAUCUUUAUGGUGAGUAAUCAUCUUUACAGUGAUGAGUAGCAAUCUAUCCUUUUCCUUAUUUUGUUGAUAUUCUAACUUGAAAUUUCCAUUGUUUCACAUGUACUUCAAGUGCAGAUAAUUGCAUCAUCACCAUAUAUUUGCAUUUAAUCAACAUGCAUACUUCUUUGAUUAUUAAAGGCCAACUUUGUAAUAUACAUUAGCAAAUGAAUUAAAUAAUCAAAGGUUCUCUGCUUCAUACAUUAACUAAAGACAUUUUUUUAAUAAUGGAAUAAGUUGCUUACAGUUAGUCUAGUCAGAAUGUUGUUGAUGAACUGAAACAAGAUGUUUAUAAUCAUAAAAGUAAAAAAAAAGAAUGUAGAUAUUUUUGCUUUCAAAAACAGCACAUGCAAGGGAAUAUUAACAUAACAUUUUAAAAAGCUGUGAAAAUGUAAAAUACUGAGACAAAAUGGCAUUCAAGUGUGGAAGACAAUUGUCAGCUUCUCAGCAAAAGAUAAUGAUUACAUCAAGAAAGACGAGCUCUUUAGGUUGGGUAGUUUGUGUUAUCUUUUCCCAGAAAGUAUCUAUAUGCAACGGAUAAAUACUGUACUGUAACAGAAAUAUAAAUAUUGUACAUAUUGGAAGACUGUUAUUUAGCAUAAAGAAUCCAAAAGAUAGAAUGGUAUUUGCAUAAUCUUCAGAAUACCUAUUCUGAGGACUUUAAGAGCUAAAUACAAGGUGAAAAUGGGUAGGAACUGGUUCCGUCUGGACAUAGUAGCAUUUCCAUCCAUCUCAGCAGAACUGACACUAGUGUUAUAAUGUGUUUUCUCCUUCAAAACACUGUGUAUUACUCAUAUAAGUUGUCAGAAUGUGUUUGGUGAAUGUGCCUUAAAAAAAAAAAAAAAAAAAAAAAAAAAAAAAAAAAAAAAAAAAAAAUAAACUCAGAAUUUGAUUUGAAAGUAUCUAUCAGCAAAACUUAAAAAAGAUACAUUUUUGUAUCUCAAAUUAUGUAUAUUGCUUUUGAGAAAUUUCAUAGGGAGUUCUGGUGUACAUACAUAUACUCUUUGUGUUACCUUUUCAAAAUAUUUACAUGUCGUUGAAGAAAAAGGUUCAGUGAAUAUGAAGCAAGUUUUCCAGAAUUGAAUAAAAUUUUUUUUGCUGAUACACUAUAACUGACAUGGAAUCUGCAUUUCAUAAUAGCAAAAAACCAGUGAUCAGCAGCAAGCAACUACUUAAACUGGAGUGGGGGGGGGGGGGGGGCUGAGGCUGAUUUACAGUUCUCACAAUUCUCUACCUAGUUUGAGUUACAGAUACAGAAGAACAAGUGCAAAGCAUUGGUUCAUGUAUAGGUGUGUGCACUUACUAGUAAAUAUCCAGGAUAAGUUUCUAGAUAAUUUUUAGAGUGACACACAAAUAUCAGGCUAAAACCUUGACGAUCCUAACUUUUCAGUAAUUUAGCACUACUUUUGUGGUAUUCAUCUGCCUGUUGGAAACAGUGCUGCAUUGUUGUCAUUACUGUGAAGGUAGAAAUUACUUGCACAACUAUGGCAAAGCUGAGCAUUAUCUGUCCUAAAAAUUAGUCACUGACUACUUAUUACUUUAUUAAAAAAAUAACCAUAUUUAUGUACAAAAGGAACACAAUACUUAACUAGGCUCUUUCACUGUGGUUUACAUUUUUAUCUUAUUAUCUGAAAUGCUGGAACAAGUUUGGUACACAGAGAGGUAAACAGAACAUACUUUUAGUAAACUGUGCUUAUCUUAGCAGUAAUUUUUUUUAAAUUGAUGCUUAUGUACUAAAUCAGUCCCUGUGUAUUGCCUACUGCAUAAAAUGGAACCUUACACAUGUGAAAUAAGAAAUCUAUUUUUUACUGUAAUAAAUUAACUAUAAUGACAAUGUGAACUGAUCACGUUAAUGUAAAAUUUAGAAAUUUGAUACUUCAACUAGUCCAUUUUGAAUAAAACUGAGAUCUAAUUUUGCGCUGUUUACACUCAUUUUCUUGAAGUGUACAUAAUUAUUGAAGAAACAUUUGUCUUGCAAGCUAUCAUGCCUGCAACAUAGUGCAGAGGACCCAGAUUUUAUUUAUCUUGCUGAUCACUCCAUACACAGUAGUCAAGGAAACUGUGCUAUCAUGCCUCAUAGUCAAACAACGCAUGGAUAUUUUUUGUGCUUAUUUAUGUUUGUUUCAGUACUGUGUUAAUCUGGAAUAUGUACAUUUAAUGACUGAUAAAAACCUUCAAUUUUGCAUAAAUUGCUACUGUAAUGAGUGAGUAUACUUUUUUAAAAUUACAAGGGAAACACUUCUUCCUGGAACAUUUUAUUUAUAUACAAAUAUAAUUUUAUUUAGGGAUAGUAUUUAUAAAUAAUAGUGUGCAUGUGAAUUUGUGUGAAUGUGUGUGCACUAUUGUGUAUAUAUGUGUGCACUCUGUAAUUGUUUCUUUUUGUGCCUGAACAUAUCUCUUGGUUAGAGGAAGUGCCAAGGAUCCGUCCAUUCCUUAAAGUCUCUGUUGAUUGUUCACCUAUGUUAAAAUUUUAUAAUUCUUGUUUGUAUAUACUGAUAACUGUUUUUGUACUUCAAUAAAAUGUUUUGUGUGAAAACA